AUGGGCCUCCUGUGCCUCGGAACACCCUUAACAUGGGAUGAAACAAAGCGGUAUACAGACCAUGUUCGAGAACAUGGUAUCACGCAGUUCCUCCAUACUUGGGAUCGAGUCAAGGACAGGUGGUGUGAUGAGUUACUGUGGGGAGACGAGGUGGAAUACAUGGUCGUUACCUUUGACGAUGAGGAAAAGAAUGCAAAACUUUCUCUCCGCCAGGCUGAGAUCCUCACAAAGCUUGGUCAGGUCGUAGGCGAACUCACCGACGACGAUACACCUGCCCAGACAAGCGCCGUAAUAGAUUCGUCCCUCAGCGUGACGGUUCCGACUUUCCACCCAGAGUAUGGAAGAUACAUGCUGGAGUCGACUCCUGGCUCUCCGUACACGGGCUCUAUCUCAGACUUGUUAUCCGUCGAGACAAAUAUGCAUUACAGACGUACGCUCACAAGAAAGCACCUGAAGGCAAAUGAAAUCCCAUUUACCUUCACAUCUUUCCCUCGCCUUGGAACGCACGGCGCCUUCACUGAACCAAAUUUCUCGUCAGAAGAUGCCAAGUCUAGUUACAGCCUCUUUUUGCCUGAGGAGAUUACGAGCCUUCACCCACGUUUCCCUAUCAUAGUAGCUAAUGCCCGCAGUAGACGGGGCUCCAAGGUCGCAAUCAACCUUCCCAUAUUCAUUGACAAAAGAACGCCUCGACCAUUCAUCGACCCCACUAUACCAUCGCGACGUUACCCAGAAGAUCCAGAGGCGGAGAACGGUGUGGCAUUGAUCGAUCAUAUUUACAUGGACGCAUUGGGCUUCGGGUUUGGAUGUUGCUGUUUGCAGCUCACUUUCCAGAGUUGCAAGGUAGAUGAAGCAAGGCGCAUGUAUGACGCUCUUGUCCCCGUUGGGCCAAUUAUGCUAGCCUUGACAGCAGCUAGUCCUGCAUGGAGAGGUUACCUCGCUGAUGUAGACUGCCGCUGGAAUGUCAUCGCCGGCAGCGCCGAUGAUCGCACACCAGAAGAACGCGGUUUGAAGCCCUCAAAAGACAACUGCAUAAUUCCUAAGUCCCGUUACGACAGCGUUGACCUCUAUAUCUCGAAUGAUUGGAUGAACAAACCUGAAUACAACGACGUCCCUGCACCUUAUAAUAAAGGUAUCUUGCAACGUCUUCGUAAUCACGGCAUAGAUGAGAUGCUUGCCAAGCAUAUAGCACAUUUAUUCAUUCGAGAUCCUCUCGCUGUAUUCUUUGAAACCAUUGAUCAAGAUGACACUACUAGCAAUGACCACUUCGAGAGUAUUCAAUCCACAAACUGGCAGACUCUUAGAUUCAAACCGCCCCCACCAAACUCUCCCAUCGGCUGGCGUGUAGAGUUUCGCACUAUGGAAGUGCAAAUGACAGACUUUGAGAACGCUGCAUUUGCUGUCUUCAUCGUCCUCCUUUCCCGCGCCAUCCUAGCAUUCAACCUUAAUUUCUAUAUUCCUAUUUCCAAGGUUGACCAGAACAUGGCCCGUGCGCAGAGGAGAGACGCAGCUCGUUCCGGCAAAUUUUAUUUCCGAAAGGACGUUCUUCCCCCAGGGCAUACUACUCCUACCAUUACUCCACCUUCGUGCUGUGGAUCAUGUUCGCCUGUGGAAAGUACUCCAGCGAAGGAGAAAUUACUUCGCAAUUGGUUUUCCCGCGUUCCUAGACCAUUGUAUGUGAAAGAUGGACCGAUUGAAGAUGAGUAUGAGGAGAUGACUAUGGAAGAGAUUUUCGUUGGAAAGGGAUCCAAGUUCCCUGGUCUGCUUGGCGUUGUCGAGGCUUACCUCGACACCUUAGACAUCGAUGAAGAAGACAGGUUGCAAAUAAGCAAAUACCUCGACCUUGUCCGCAGACGCGCGAUAGGCUCUUUACAGACACCCGCGACUUGGAUUCGUAAUUUCGUGCGCUCUCACCCAAGCUACAAUCACGACUCUGUUGUGAGCCAGGAAAUCAAUUACGACCUUAUGGUCGCUGUGGACGAGAUUGAGCGUGGCGUGCGACGCGUUCCAGAGCUGUUACCAGAGGAUUACAUGCCUCUACCAUUCCAAGCCUAA
This is a messenger RNA of Suillus subalutaceus, 2052 nucleotides long. Its product is annotated as glutamate-cysteine ligase-domain-containing protein. The coding region runs from base 1 to 2052 and encodes 683 amino acids. The record is from RefSeq and is a predicted model, not a curated record. Gene Ontology annotation, molecular function: glutamate-cysteine ligase activity. The transcript is spliced from 14 exons. Gene Ontology annotation, cellular component: glutamate-cysteine ligase complex. NCBI's taxonomy places the organism in Eukaryota, Fungi, Basidiomycota, Agaricomycetes, Boletales, Suillaceae. Gene Ontology annotation, biological process: glutathione biosynthetic process.